GGGUUGGAGGGCUCGGAGGAGAGUGAAAGGCUGCGGCAGAUCCCAAGGAGGUGUGGAAACCUUGAAUUGGUGCCUGAAGGCAGUUUUGGGAUGGAUAAAGGCCAAUAAACUGAAGCUUAAUCCAGACAAGACAGAGGUGCUAUUGGUGCGUGGAAAGACUGAACCAGCAACUGAGGUCUCUCCUGGAUGGGGUUGCACUCCUCCCUAAAGGAGCAGGUUUAUAUGAGUGACCAAAAAUUCUCUUUACGCUGAGCCAGCAGGGAGUGGGGUGAAGAUGCCAAUACCUCCUCCCCCUCCACCAGGACCACCCCCACCCCCCACUUUCAAUCAGGCAAACACAGAACCUCCAAAACUGAACAGGGACGAACAGCGAGGGAGGGGAGCCCUACUGCAAGAUAUCUGCAAAGGGACCAGGUUGAAAAAGGUGACCCAAGUCAAUGACCGGAGCGCGCCCAUAAUUGAGAAAUCCAAGGGGUGCGGUGGCAGCAGCAGUGGCUACAGUUCCAGUACAUCUCCCCUGCAGCCAAAGGGAGGUCUUUUCCAAGGUGGCGUUCCUAAGCUUCGACCCAUAGGAGCAAAGGACAAUUCUGUUUUGGAGAGCCCCUCUGGGAAACAGUCCUUACACGUUCCAGGGUCCAGAUCAGCUGCUCCACGGCCCCCAGUGUCUGCUACCAGCAGCCGUCACCAAGAUGACACCGAUAACAGCCGGGCUUCCCCCCCAGAGCUUCCUCGUACACAAAGACCUUCCUUGCCAGAUCUCUCGCGGCCAAACAGUGCCAGUGGUACCGGCAUGAAACAUAGCUCAUCGGCUCCACCACCUCCACCUCCAGGACGCCGAGCUAACGCACCUCCUGCUCCCCCUUCCAUGCACAACAGCAAAGCACCUUCCUACAAUCGUGAGAAGCCAUUGCCUCCAACCCCAGGACAGAGGCAUCCAGGGAGCCGGGAUGGGCCGCCAGCUCCUCCGCCCAUCAAGCCACCUCCUUCCCCACUGAAUCUCCGAACAGGACCAAGCAGUCAGGGCCAGUCUCUGGCACCCCCUCCUCCGCCUUACCGGCAGCCUCCUGGUGUCCCUAAUGGUCCUGCCAGCCCCACCAACGAAUCUGCCCCCGAACUUCCACAGAGACACAAUUCCUUGCAUAGGAAGACACCGGGGCCUGUGAGGGGCAUGGCACCACCGCCACCCCCUUCAGCUUCCCCUUCUUUACAGAGUAGUCGGCCCCCUCCUCCUGCUCGUGAUCCUCCAAGCCGAGGUGCAGCCCCUCCACCGCCACCACCCAUUGUCCGAAAUGGUGGUAGAGAUGCACCUCCCCCUCCUCCACCCUACAGAAUGCACGGGUCUUCGGAUCCCAUGAGCCGCGGGAAACCGCCCCCACCGCCCACUAGAACACCAGUUGGGCCGCCUCCUCCACCCCCACCAAUGAGAAAUGGGCACCGGGACUCAAUCUCCACCGUCAGAUCUUUCUUGGAUGACUUUGAAUCCAAAUAUUCCUUCCAUCCAGUUGAAGAUUUCCCGGCCCCAGAAGAGUUCAAGCACUUCCAGAGGAUUUAUCCCAGCAAAACAAACAGAGGGACUCGUGGGGCCCCGCCUCUGCCUCCCAUUCCCAGGUGAAAAGCAGCAGCUGGGCAUCGUUGCACGGUGCCAAAACAAAUAGACCUGUUUUCCUCUCCUCAGCUUCUUCUCCUUCCUGUCCCAAGAAACCUGCAUGACAAUUACACUCCUGCUAUUGAUUUUGUUUUCCUUCCUUCACAACCGUUGCAAGAACCGGAUGAAUCCACCAUCUCUCACCUCUGUCUAUGCAUUUCACACCUGGACUUUAAAAGGACAUCUCUUCGUACCAACAGCUGGGUGAGAUCUCUCCUCUGCAGAUCUGAAUUGGUUUCUUGCUUUCUCCGCUGCUCAUGUCAUGUAGGGAAAGUUCAGAUCAUGACCACUGAAGAAUUAAGGGCACAAAGGAGCAUUUCCCAGAAAAGCAUGCCAAACAGGACAGUUUUGGAACUGCGGGCCUGCUUACGACAGUGGCUUCUGUCUUUGUUUUUUGCCUGCUGUGGGGAAAGGGAAAUGGCUGUGAAUUGGGUGAAAGGGGAGUUCCAGGUUUUUUUAAAAAAGAGGUUCAACAUAAAGAACUGAAUUAUCUAAAUCUGUUGGAUGCAGACACUACAUAACUUACUAACUUGUUAAACUAUAUAACUUGAAGUAAGGAGGACAGAAAAUGAGUAUCAACAGCAUGCUGCUAGAGCAAGGCCUGCAUAGUGGAAGAACACAACUGUCUCCUUUGCCAAGGCAGUAAGAGAAAUUCAGGGUCCACUGCAUAGCUGUAUUUUGGGGUUCUGCCUUGUCAUGCAAAUUUGAGAGCCCUCCUCUCUAACGAUCCCAUGGAGUGUGAGAGAGGUCAAAAUGCCACAUGUGAACAGAACAUUGGUGGCUGCCCCCUGCAACAUGUCCAGUUUAUUAAUAAAUACUGGGAUGAGAGCCACCCUUGAAAGCAGCAGUGGGGAAAUGGCAGCAGCAAGCUGAUUGCCAGGGUACAGUAGGAUUGAAAGUGACACCUGAGUACUGCAGCAGUGCCAGGGCACAGUGGACUUUAGGCCUCAAAUCUUUGAAAGGGGGGCUCUCUUAUUGGCUUCCUCAGGAGAUCCUGUCCUGCGGUUCCAACAAAUGGUGGCAUAGUCCUGUUGUGGCCCCUUUGUUCUGCUGGUAAGUCGAAUGGGAUAGACCUACCUGUAUCUUUAACACACAGCCCAAAUCUACACUCUUCUGCUAUGCUCCCCUUUGUGCUGAAGGUGGACAGGUAUGACUGAGGUGAAUGUCUAUGAGGCAUUGAAAGUUGAUCAAAUUAAGAAGUCUUCUGCUCUAGUUAUUAGCAGUUCACUGCCUUUGUGACACCCCAAUUAAGAUCUGAUUUUUUUAAUUGCUUAAAAUGCUUAAAUGAUCACAUUAGCUACUUUAAUCCAAAGUAAUUCACGUUACUAGGUGAUAAACCAUUCUGAUUAAGUAAUUCUUAAGGUGCAUUGUGGUGGGAAACAGAGAUCCUGUUGUAUGCUUUGUCAGUUGUGUACAAUUGACGGUGUGUGGUUGGUGAUUCUUGCGCCAGAUUUGGGUGAGGAGGAGAUAAAGUGGUGUGCCACUAGAUGGAGACCUGAUAACACUACCUUGCUGUUUGAGAUCAGAGUGGUGUUGUGUCCCCACUUAUCUUUUCCUAGUAAUAGAGGGAAAGUUGUGUACACACUUGUCAAUGCAAUAAUUUGCAGUACUGAUAACAGGCCUUUUGGGAACAUUAUGCUACGCUUGCCCCCAAGUCUCUGUGCGUGUACAGCCUGCUGGGAAAAUCACUACUAGACUGUCUCGCCCCCAUUCGGGGCCACAGUACCAUAAAUCUAGGCUUGGAGGAGAAUUCUUCCCCUCCUUCCUAUGAUGCGGUUGUUCAAACUCUCUGCAGACAGUUACACAACACCAAACCUAGCUUGCUUGUUGGUGGGUAUUUUUUGCCUUACACACUACUUCGUCAUGUGACUGGUACCAGAUUUAUUAUUAUAAUUAUUGUGUAUAUUUACUCUGAAAUAACUUGGGGGUUCGGGAAAUGUGUUAUAAUCAUAAAUAUUGAUCUAUUUUGUAUGUUGUAAAAAGUUUGUAAUAUAGGAUCAAGGUGGGCUUCCUGGCUGUAUACUACAAAAGUUCUCACCUUCUACUUAUCUUUUUUUCCUUCCUACGAUGAUGGAAAUUGUGUCUGCAUUUAUGUUUAACAACUAGGCAGCCCCUCAUGUUGAGGGCCAGUGCUUGGUUUGAGGAAUUUCUUUUUUUGUUUUUUCUUCUGGAGGAAAAUUAAAAUCUUGCCCAGCAUAGCUGCCUGGGACAAGAAGUUGAAUGCACUGCAUUUGGGGAUGGUAUGUUUUUGAUUAAUUUUUUUAAGUCAUGUUCCCUGUAAUUUUAGCUUCCUGUAAAUGAUUCCUUUGGGAAGCAGCUGUGAAGGGGGAUUCCUAAGCUUGAAACAGCAGUGUAAUUAAAACUUAAUAAAAGAGGCACGUGUGUGUGACUUGCAUGUUCUGGGCCAAAGCACUGCUUUGCUUUUCCCUUCUUUCUCCUUGUUUUCUGCUGGCACAUUGGUUCAACGUUUGGGGGAGGCCUGUUUUGCCUUUUCUUACUGACCUGAGAAGUUGGGAUUUCAUAUUGAAGUGGGUGGUAGUAGCCUUUCCCCUAAAGCACAGGGCAGAUUCAUAUGGCAUUUGGGAAAAAAAUCAUCACAGUUGCCCUAUCACAAAAUUAAAAAUCUCAAUUUGUUCUCUCAGCCUCUGGUCCAUAGAGGAUUCUACUAAACUGUAUCUGAAUUUGUAUGGAAAGCUGUUCCCUGACAUGACAGGAGAUUCAGGCUGCUCUCCUCAUUCAGCAGAAUCAAGUGUUUUUCCUAGACUUUGCCACAGCAGAGGAGGAAGGAAUGCAUGUUUGAAUACUAACGUAUCAUUAAAAAAAUAAAUCUCCUUGCACAUACAAAACUGUUGGUGAGAAGGUUCUGCUGAGCAUUUUUCUGACUUGCUAUGUUUGGAGGCAUAAACAUGAUUGUGCAUGUACAUCCUAAAAGCGGUACAGUCCAGUAAAAAAAUUUUCUGCUGAAUGUAUGAACCUCUUUAAAUGGAGGCUAACAAAAGGAUCGAUUUGAUUUAAUUUCUGUAGCUGUGACAAGUGUAUAUUUUGGGGGAAGGGAACCUGCUAUUGAGAAAAUGCAAGGAGAGAAUUUCCAGGCUACAAAUUGAAAGUGUUGUUUGCCUGAUUUCCUAAUACAGUUGCGCUAACUGAUCGGGAUCCAAGUAGAGCAAUGCCUCAAGGUGAGAGAGGGUAUGCAGCAUAACAACACGCUAGGGCCGUCUGCAACAUAUUUUGGAUAUAAACUCUUGAGAGACUGCAAUCACUUAAUUACCCUGGAAGAACACUUCUGAAGUAACAAGUCUGCAGAAUUCAGCACCUGGAAUAUGCCUGCUUAAAAAAAUAGAAACAGAGGCUUCUAACUGUUGUGGUUAUAAAGAAAUUUCUGGAAAUAUGUGGGGCAGUGCCUAGUAAAAUCAGAGGUGCCAGAAGAGUGAAAUAAGAUUUCUGAGGGUCCAGAAGGAUGGUUUUUUGUUGUCCUGCAGUGUUCUCUGCACCUUAACAGAAGCCCGGUAGCACCUUAAAGCCUAACAAUAUUUAUUCUAGUAUGAGCUUUUGUGAGACAGAGCUCACUUCGUCAGAUACAGUCAAUCCCCUUUGUAUCCAAAGAAGUGAGCUCUGUAUCGCAAAAGCUCAUGCUGGAAUAAUAUUAAUCUUUAAGGUGCCACUUAGACUACUGUUUGUUUUGAUACAGUAGCCUAACACAGGUACACUCCUGAAUUUUGCACCUUGCCAUGACUAGCAGAAGCAAUUACGGAAAGUGAAAAUAAUGCAUAUUUGCUGCAGAUUUUCUCCAUAGGCAAAAUUUAAAUACGGGUUGCAGAAGUAAGUGUUUCUUGAGGUGACAUUUAGGUUAUCUUGGCUCAGUUCUCUUUAUCAUGGAUCUGUCCUGCUCUAAAGUCUUCUGUUUUCAGCUAGAGUCAGAAACUGUACUAGAAUACCAGGCAAAAAGUUGUUGCACAACUUGGGGAAGGGUGUGAAGGUGUCCAUGAUUGAAUAGCAAGUUGACUCCAAGCUUCGCUCACUGUGCCUUAAGCUCCCAGUGGGUUUUUGGAUGUCUGUCUCAGAUUUAGCAUCUGCAAAGCAUACAUGCAUUUUGUAUCUUUUGUAUUAAUGCAUUUUUUUAAAAAAAAAUUAACUGGAGAAACACUACUGAGAGAAUUUCUGUGGUUUUAGAAACCAGAAUUUGGGGUUUCUUGCACUGUUCCAGAAUUUCAAGUCUGUCCUUAAGAUAAGCAAUUGUAUGUACACUUCAUAUUCUGCCUGUCUUUUGUAAGGAUUUGGGGAUGGGGGGGAACCCUUUGGUCAAGAUUGUUCUAGUUUUCUUGCUGUGGACAUAAAAGUAUCCCAUUUGUGUUUUUUAAAUGCCAUUUUAAUGGGUUGGAGAAUUUUAUACAGUUCUGUUACCCUCCCCCACCUUGUUACAAGAUAUGGAACCGGGGCAUUAUCUCCAAGAAAUAUUCUUGAUGUGAUCUUUGGAGAAGUUAUUCUUUGUCAUUUCCUCUCCCCCACCCAGUCUUUAGUAAAUCCAUAAACUGUGUGAUGGAUUAUUUUGCUGAAUUCUUUUUGGUAUUCUUAUAUUUAUAGUAUACAUGCUUGUUGGCUGAAAAAAACCCAAACACUAAACACACACCUCUCUCUGAAGUUUUCCCCCAAGGGGAUCUCUGAAGAACACGACCAGCCAGUUUCCUCCAAGGCUCAUUUGCAGAAUGCUCUGCUGAAGGCGUGAGUGGAGAGGAUGGCUGCAUGCUCUUCACUCACUAGGCUUCUGCUAGAGGGCUUCAGCUUGGAGUUGGUGAGUUGCGAAACCACACAGCGAGGUUUCCAAUGCAGUGUAAGCUUUGUAAAAUGUACAGCAUCGAGUAGAAGGUGGUGGGCUUCCCUGGCAAUCUCUUCUCUCUUCCUCCGUAUCAUUAAAUCAAAUCCUUAAGUUUAAUCAGAAUCCCAUUUUUUUAAAAAAGCUACUAAUUCUCAAUGUUUCUCUGUGUAGAGAUGAGGGUUUUUUUAAAUGUGAGAAGUGAUACUAUCUGCUGGUGAAGGCUUUUAAAAAGAGAGGUGUGCUGGAGAGGAGAAAGAAUGGGCUUCAUUCUUACCUCCUUCCUACAAGUGGCAUACAGUGCCUCCUUCCCUUUGACUGUUUCACUAACUUGCACGACACUGUACCUGACCCACAGUACGUGGUGCUGUCUCUACUAAAACUGUAAUUCCAUCUGCUCGUGCAGAAUUGAGUCUGUGUCCAUGAUCUAAUAAAUUAAUCAAGUACCAA
This is a messenger RNA of Eublepharis macularius, 6905 nucleotides long. RefSeq names its product WAS/WASL interacting protein family member 2 (gene WIPF2). Lineage: Eukaryota; Metazoa; Chordata; Lepidosauria; Squamata; Eublepharidae. The transcript is spliced from 9 exons. The record is from RefSeq and is a predicted model, not a curated record. Gene Ontology annotation, molecular function: actin binding. Bases 275 to 1612 code for a protein of 445 amino acids.